Molecule: messenger RNA, 1626 nt
Organism: Caenorhabditis briggsae
Lineage: Eukaryota; Metazoa; Nematoda; Chromadorea; Rhabditida; Rhabditidae
Exons: 7
Coding region: 1-1626 (541 amino acids)
Source: RefSeq, a predicted model, not a curated record
AUGUGGCAACAAACCAACAACGAGUUUAUCAGCGAGCACGCGUUCGAGGAGUUCCUGGUGCUAGACCUGAUUUCGAAGAAUUCAACGAAUUAUGUAUACAUUGUUUCCUAUCAAAAGACCCUUUUCGAGGCGACAGUUCCACUAAUUUCGUUGAGAACUUUCGGCAGGAACGGUUUGCAGUUCGGAACUGUUCUCAAUGGGAAUUUCAGUGCUGACUCGCAAUCUCGAAAAAUUCGUGUAUCAUCAGUUCGUCGCAUAUACAUGCUCACAAAGGCUCAGAAUAAUAAAUGGACCCAGUUGAAGCUGGAAUUCGACGAUCGUCUUAAAAAACACGUUAUUGCAUGUUCCGCACUGACAAGCGGAUGUUUUACAUAUCAAGAACGCGAGUACCGUACCCCUGCAGUCUUCAAUGAUGUCCUGGGCAUCGUUGUGGAUUCUGAUGACGAACCACACUUGCCACGUCGACAAAUCGGACGUCUUCUGUGCACUGUCACUGCGAUCAAGUGUAGUUCUGAGGGGAUUUGGAAGCUGAGAAUUGAGACAAUCAAGAAGUUCGAUGCGGUUUUGUCGCUGGCGAUGGAGGCGAAUGUUCGAGAAACGGAGCAUUUUGGCUUGGUGACAAGAGAGGAGUGCGAGGAGAAAAGGGAUUUGAGAUUGGUGUCGUGUAGGGAUUUCCCGAGGGAUGUUCGCAUUUUUAGAAGCGGUUCCCACUGCUGCGAGAGCAUCGAAUCCGGUCAACGUCGUCCCCAUCACCACCACUCAAAAUGCCUGAAUACGUGUGUGGGUCAAGUGAGCCUUAUCGGACGAUGCAUGGCGUUCCAAAUGAAACGGUGUAAUGGAAUGAAUUCCGCACCUUCUCUACCCAUUCCAAUCGAUUCUGUGGCCCCAUUGCUCAGCUUGCCUUCACCACCUUCGCCUCCAGAAGGCCACCACGUGGAUUUCGGCUCCAUGCGCGGCGACGUCGCUCAACUCGAAGUGCACGUGCAGAGUGGAUUCGUUGAAGUCGUCACGAUCGCUGAAUACUCUGGCUACACGGAUCACAACGGUCAACCGCUUCUCUGGAGUCAUGACGUGGAAUUCGUUGUGGAUAUCUCUGGAAUGUUCCGAGAUCAGAAUCUGGGUUUUGGGCUUUAUAAGAUAAAAGUGGUCCGGUUCCAUAGGAAUAAUGUGUUCGCGAAGUGGAGAUUGGCACGGAAGAAUCCGAUAAUGAUGGCGAUGCAAAAAGCGGUUGUGGAGGAGGCACCCAGACAACGUCUUCCGUCGUUUUCGAGAUUCGGAAGCACGGCGCAGAGCUGCUGCUUGCCACGGACCGACUCUCUCGAUGACGUUGAGCUCUACGAUGCGUUGGUCCGGAACGAGAGAGCGUCGAGUUUCUCGGCUCCAACACGUCCAACACCUACAGUAUCCACCACUCCACUAGGUACCCGACGUCUUAAUUAUGGACGGUCGAUGUCGGUUUCGGUGGCCAACAAGAUCGUCGAGCGCGACGACGAUCUUCUCUGGGCCCAUCACGACAACUCGGUCUCCAAAAUAGUUGAGGACGAUGAUGAAGCGGUGCUUCCAAAGAUUCCACCAGCCUCCAGUCCAGAUGAGAAUUUAAACCAUGCGGCUUCCAACGCCUUCUGA